AUGGCAAAGGACGUUGAAGCCGUUUCCGGAGAUGGGUUUCAGACAAGAGACUAUCAAGAUCCUCCACCGGCACCGCUGUUUGAUCCGGCGGAGCUGACGAAGUGGUCUUUUUACAGAGCAGUCAUCGCCGAGUUCGUAGCCACUCUUCUCUUCUUAUACAUCACCGUUUUGACAGUCAUCGGUUACAAGAUUCAGUCGGACACUACUGCCGGCGGCGUCGAUUGCGGCGGCGUUGGAAUCCUCGGUAUCGCUUGGGCCUUCGGUGGCAUGAUCUUUAUUCUUGUCUACUGCACCGCCGGUAUCUCUGGUGGUCACAUCAACCCGGCGGUGACAUUUGGGCUACUCUUGGCCCGUAAAGUGUCGUUGGUUAGAGCCAUAUUGUACAUGGUGGCUCAAUGUUUAGGUGCGAUUUGUGGAGUUGGGUUCGUCAAAGCUUUCCAAAGCUCUUACUACGUCCGUUACGGUGGAGGAGCAAACUCUCUAGCCGAUGGCUACAGCAUAGGUACCGGCCUCGCUGCAGAGAUCAUCGGUACUUUCGUUCUUGUCUACACCGUCUUCUCCGCCACCGACCCUAAACGUAGCGCCAGAGACUCCCACGUUCCCGUGUUGGCGCCACUUCCGAUUGGAUUUGCGGUGUUUAUGGUACACUUGGCUACCAUUCCGAUCACCGGAACCGGAAUUAACCCGGCAAGGAGUUUCGGAGCAGCCGUUAUCUUCAACGAGAGCAAGCCAUGGAAUGACCACUGGAUAUUUUGGGUGGGACCAUUCAUUGGAGCUGCGAUUGCUGCAUUUUACCACCAAUUUGUUCUGAGAGCUUCAGGUUCCAAGUCACUCGGAUCUUUCAGAAGUGCUGCCAACGUCUAA
Microthlaspi erraticum is the source of this 864-nucleotide messenger RNA. Lineage: Eukaryota; Viridiplantae; Streptophyta; Magnoliopsida; Brassicales; Brassicaceae. The record is from the annotation of a GenBank genome assembly.